UCCCGCAUCCAUCCGCUGCCAGUCGACUGUGACUACUGUGAUUUAAUUUAAAUAAUAAGUGUUUUGUAAUUUUAUCUUGGACCCGUAUCUGGAGUACUUGCUACGACAAAUCUAAUAGGUCCAAGCACUUCAGAACGGCGCGAUUAUAUCGUUACUGUUUCAAGUAUUUUUAGCCACUUACUGCCUUAAUUUCCGAUGCUGUCCAAAAAUCCUAGUUUAUAAAUCGAAUAUCUAUCUAUGACUUAAAAACGAUCCAUAUGUAAAAAAAAUCAAGGUGUCACCGUUUGUACAAGAAAAUUAUGAUAUGAUUAAACGUACGCUAUAUAAUAUUACAAGAAAAGUAUUUUCCUCCAUAAUGUUAUUGGUUCGACUUAAAAAAUGACUAAUUGACUGUGUGUACCGGCUAAAAUAAAAAUUUAUUUCUAAACGUCUUCCAUACAAAGGAUUUUCAUGAUUGAAGCUUAGUGGAUUACCUAGAAAUUGUCACAAUACGUACCACAUAGAGGGCAUCUAAACCGUGCUGAUUUACACCAUUCGGCCUUUUGUGCAACUUGUUGUCUUCCAUAAGAUAAUAGAUAAAGUGACCUGCAUCACUUGUUGAUUAAUCUCAAACCUUAAAUAUAGCAAAAUGUUGUUUUAAAUGUCUUUCAGAUAAACAAACAAUAAUAUGUACCGUUGGGUAAUAAUAUUUUGAUUCGAGGAAACACGAGACAAGUAAUAUCAAGUCAGGAUGUGAAUAUAAAACGAUGUUUUGGUCUGCGAUAUUAAACACAGUGCUAAAAGUAUUGCAACUCAUUAAUUGACUUUUUUUAAAACCAACAUCAAAUUCAGUGCGAGAUGCAGUAUCCCUCGCUAAAAAAAUGGCGUUUCCUCGCCGUUUCAGUGGCAGCGUUAUUCGUAAUCUAUACAUUGCUGGAUAUUAUAGUGAGUUCGAACACCCCAUGCUACCUUAUGAACUCAGGCGACUGGUUGCCAUCUGCUGAGGAUCCGAGUUUCGCUCCGGCGGAGAGAUCGAUCUUCUUCCACGAGACGUCGUGCGCGGGCACGCUGAGGCCGCGGCAGGCGUGCGCGGUGGAGGCGGCGGCCAGGGCGCACCCGCAGCGGCAGGUGUACGUGCUGUUCAGCGCGCCGGUCACCUACUACACGCUGAGGACGAGCUGCCUCGCCCAGCUGACGCGCCUCACCAACGUGCACUUCGCCAGGGUCCACGUCGCGCAAUACUCUGAAGGAACACCAGCCCAGACCAUCUUACUCGAAGCCUUGAAGCAAAGUUCAUUUCCUACAGAGCACUCUUCGGAUAUACUGAGAAUAGUGACUCUAAGGAAAUGGGGUGGAAUUUAUCUAGACACUGACAUGAUAGUUACUAGAUCAUUAGAAAAUCUACCUCAUACUUUUCUUGCAAAAGAAAAUGCAGAUAAUAUAGCGACAGGAAUAUUGUCGAUUGGGAAGGAUUUUAUUGGAAGUAAUCUAACUGAUAUCAUCAUGAAGUACAUGCGAAAAUAUUUUAACCCUGAAAAAUGGUCAGCUAUUGGAGGAUCGUUGGUCGACUAUGUUAUAGAAGAUAUGUGUCCUAAGCUGACUUAUUCCUACGACUAUUAUAAAAACCCCAUCAGCUACUGUAAAGGUGUGGCCAUUUUUAACAUUGAGUUAUUCUACCCCGUGUAUUUCACAGAAAAACACAAAUUGUUCGAUCCGCCAGACUCUGAAUUUGAUAUGGAGCGACCCUACACUUACCAUAUGUGGAAUUACAUAACAUUUAAUGAAACAAUUCAUAGAGGUUCAGUGUAUGAACUAAUUGCUAAGCGAUAUUGUCCUACUAUUUAUAACACUUAUGGCGAAGAGUUCGGAGUAAGUUAGUCCUUACAGCAACACAGCCAUCCUAAACACUCCAUCUCUAGUUGAAAACAUACACGAAUAUCACGCAGAAACGAAUUAAUUUUCAUGGAAAACUGUUGGAGUAAACAAUUUGAUCGCUGUUACUAAUAAUAUAAUACCCAGCACCAAGGAUACAGUUCCAAUUUAAAUAAACCUAUUUUAAAUUUAUUAUUAUUAACCGUUUUACCGCGCGCACAUGAUUUGGAAAAUUUAUAUCUGAGUUCCGGUAUUCGAACCAUUGACGUGUGCCUUGGCAGUUCAUCGGGCAUACCAAUAGGGCCCGGUAGUAACAUAGUAACCAGGGUAUCACUUUCAAGCAGUGACAAUCUAGUAGUGCACUUUCGGAAAGGGUCUUAAAUUAGUAUAGGUAUAUGAAGUAGUCUAAAAAUACAAUGGACUGCGAUGGGGUGAGUUGGUUGGUUGUUCAUAGCUACACUACGACAAC
Messenger RNA from Trichoplusia ni (cabbage looper), 2320 nucleotides. Its product is annotated as lactosylceramide 4-alpha-galactosyltransferase-like. Gene Ontology annotation, biological process: glycosphingolipid biosynthetic process. The coding region runs from base 838 to 1857 and encodes 339 amino acids. Lineage: Eukaryota; Metazoa; Arthropoda; Insecta; Lepidoptera; Noctuidae. Gene Ontology annotation, molecular function: hexosyltransferase activity. The transcript has 3 exons. The record is from RefSeq and is a predicted model, not a curated record.